GUUAGAUUUUACGAUUCGUCCGUGUUCUUCGCUCGUAGCACGGUCCGCUUCAAAUUCCCUUGGUCCGGAAGGCGUAUGAGCGCAACAGAGGAAGAGCACUGAAUUGAUAGAAAAUAACAACAUCCGAAAGUCGGCGCCGUUUCCAGUGGCGGCGAAUCAAAGCAGCAGGUGAACGGCAGCGCGUUAAAGACCGUUGUGUGUGUGGCUGGUGAGAGUCCUCUAAAUACGCGAAGUUCUCGCGUGAUGUGAUUGUGACCAAUUGUGUGUGCAUAGAUAGAAGUCCCUAUUUGUUCCGUAAAAGGUUUUUCAAUCUUAGUCGAAAACCCAAUUGUAUGAAUCGAGUGAAUUGGUGCUAUCCACUAUCGGAGUGUGUUGCAAACUGCGCUCUGCUCCACGCCCCGCUUCUUCUUCACCUAUAGUGCGAGAAACAAUAGCAACGGAGAAUACAUCCGCCGUCUGAUUUCCUCGCGAACAUUGGUUUGCCUUUGCGAAUAGCAGAACAAUGACGGAGUACAAACUAGUAGUAGUAGGCGCCGGAGGUGUAGGCAAGUCCGCCUUGACCAUUCAGCUUAUUCAGAAUCACUUCGUGGAUGAAUACGACCCGACGAUUGAGGAUUCCUACCGGAAGCAAGUAGUUAUAGAUGGCGAAACUUGUUUACUCGACAUUCUGGACACGGCCGGUCAAGAGGAGUAUUCGGCGAUGCGCGAUCAGUAUAUGCGAACGGGCGAAGGAUUUCUGCUAGUAUUUGCUGUUAAUAGUGCCAAAAGUUUCGAAGACAUAGGAACGUACCGAGAACAAAUCAAGCGCGUUAAGGAUGCCGAAGAGGUGCCGAUGGUGCUGGUUGGCAACAAAUGCGAUCUGCAAGCAUGGGCAGUGGAUAUGAAUCAAGCAAGAGAUGUGGCGAAACAGUAUGGCGUUCCAUUCGUAGAGACCUCGGCAAAAACACGAAUGGGUGUAGAUGAUGCCUUCUACACACUGGUGCGCGAAAUUCGUAAGGACAAAGAAAGAGGGAAAAAGAAUCGGAAGCACCAUAAGCUGGUCUCGAGCAGGAGGUUCAAGUGUCAGUUACUAUAAAACUGGCUUUCGACUGACC
This is a messenger RNA of Anopheles bellator, 1094 nucleotides long. It is a transcript of the gene Ras85D, whose product is annotated as GTPase HRas. Gene Ontology annotation, biological process: epidermal growth factor receptor signaling pathway; Ras protein signal transduction. The record is from RefSeq and is a predicted model, not a curated record. The transcript has 5 exons. The coding region runs from base 503 to 1075 and encodes 190 amino acids. Gene Ontology annotation, molecular function: GTP binding; GDP binding; GTPase activity. Lineage: Eukaryota; Metazoa; Arthropoda; Insecta; Diptera; Culicidae. Gene Ontology annotation, cellular component: plasma membrane.